AUGGCGGACCUCUACACCUUCUCCGCGUCGGAUCUCGCAUCGUCGCCUUCUCGGCAAGAGCUAUUCCCAGCAAUACAGACCAAAACUGCAAGCCGCGCCCACUUGCUCGAGCUUCCAGUGGAGAUAAUUCUUCAUGUCGUCGACUUUAUAUUUUACAGCGAUCUGGAGUCACUGCAGAAAGGCUACAACGCACCCGAAAAGUGUUAUAAUGGUUGGUACCCGAAUUUCGGUCGCUUCUCAUUCUGGAGAAGGGCCAUCCGACUCGCCGAAACUUGCAGGGCCCUCAACACUAUCGUGACGCCUGCCAUCUACCUAGCCGACAUCAAAUGGAACCGUGGCUCGAGUCUUCUUUUGGGCGCCAAGACUGGCUGCGCUUCGACCAUUCAAAAGGCUCUUGAAGCCGGCGCUGAGAUAGAGAUGUGGGACUUCACGGAGCUUUACGACGACUUUUAG
Molecule: messenger RNA, 453 nt
Organism: Colletotrichum gloeosporioides
Lineage: Eukaryota; Fungi; Ascomycota; Sordariomycetes; Glomerellales; Glomerellaceae
Exons: 1
Coding region: 1-453 (150 amino acids)
Source: RefSeq, a predicted model, not a curated record